AUGCUGAAGAGCUCUGUGACCUUGCUGUUGCCUUGUGCAUUCCCCAACUAUUCAAAAGAACAAAUGGACAUUUCUUCAAUCAAAUCAAGGCAUUUUGCCUCCUCCUUGCUUACUUCAAAUUUGCUUCUGACCUAUUCAACCUCACCAUCCAAGGACUGGUCCCAAAUAGCAAGAGGCAUGGUCAUCAAUGAACUGACAACCUUUCCUGAUGAUACAUGUGUUGAAGCAGAAGAUGCAGAGAGGACUGGAGUCAACAAUAAGAAGCUCUGCAUUGCAAGACAAGACAAGAAAAGAAUCUACAGACCUGGAGUCAACAGUAAGAAGCUGAAGAACUCUAGGGAGACAAGAACUAUCUAUGUGGAUGGAGCAUGUGACUGUAUAAGAAUCAUGUGA
Messenger RNA from Mycena citricolor, 393 nucleotides. The record is from the annotation of a GenBank genome assembly. Lineage: Eukaryota; Fungi; Basidiomycota; Agaricomycetes; Agaricales; Mycenaceae.